UGUGUGUGUGUGUGUGUGUGUGUGUGUGAGACCGUCGUCGGGGGUAACAGCAGUAAGAAUGUGUGACAUCACAGCGCCGAGUCGUAUAAAAGUCUGCGUCUGUCCUGCGUCCACAGACGCGUCCUGACACUGCGACAGGACAGACACCAGACCAACUGACACCAAUAAUCAAUACUUUUAUUGGAGGGAAAACUUAUUGAUUGGAAGCCGAUUAGAUUACUGAUCGAAGGAAACGAGACGACAGCAGAACCUCCUGCAGUUUGUUUGUUGGAAUAUUUGACGUCUUUCUGUCUCAAUGGCUGCUUCAUCUUCCUCCUCUUUCCUUCCUCUGCUCCUCCUCUUCCUCGCCGUCACCGUGGAGCCGAGACCUUCGCCUCGACGAGAUGACGCGCAGGUCCUUCAUGGUCUGUUUGGCUCUCGUCUCUCCUCGCUCCUCUUGGCCCCGCCCACUUCCGAUGACAUCACAGAGGGCUCGGGCGGACGCCCCACCCCCUCCGUCUGGCCUGCUGCCAUGGGAUUGGCUGGCAGGAGGCGGGAGGCGGUCCCACAGUUCUUCCUGGACUUCCUGCAGCGGCAGUCAAAGAUGAGAAGGCGGAGCCGGAAGUCGAUGUUAGGAGGAAGAGGAUGCUUCGGGAUGAAGAUGGACCGCAUCGGCUCCAUCAGCGGGCUGGGCUGCUAGAACAGCGAGUGUUACCAUGGUGACCACUUCCUUACAGAGUCACAUGGUGCAUCUGUGAUGUUGCCAUGGUAACCACCAUCCUCUAGAACACUGAUAUCUGGUUGCCAGGGUUACCUCCCUCCUUCAGGAUGCUUGUCGCUUGUUACUGUGACAACCACUCCUGAACUGAGCUGACUUCCUCCCAGAAAGAAAGCACCUUUUUGUUUUUUAAUUUUGUGAUGUCACUGCCGGUGACCCCACGCUGACCCUGCGUGACCUCUGACCUCCAGGUGACCUCGUCUGGUCCAUCGGUCAGAGACUUCAUGUUGGAAACGUUCUAAUGAAGGACUAAAUGAAACACAAGUAGACGGCCUACUAAUGACCCCUGACCCCUGACCCCUGACCCCUGGCUACAACACAGCCAGCAGAGCACUGUGUGUGUGUCUGUGUGUGUGUAUGUAUGUGUGUGUG
Molecule: messenger RNA, 1129 nt
Organism: Thunnus maccoyii (southern bluefin tuna)
Lineage: Eukaryota; Metazoa; Chordata; Actinopteri; Scombriformes; Scombridae
Gene: nppcl2
Product: C-type natriuretic peptide 2
Exons: 3
Coding region: 296-679 (127 amino acids)
Biological process (GO): receptor guanylyl cyclase signaling pathway; cGMP biosynthetic process
Cellular component (GO): extracellular region
Molecular function (GO): hormone receptor binding; hormone activity
Source: RefSeq, a predicted model, not a curated record